Molecule: messenger RNA, 483 nt
Organism: Vigna unguiculata (cowpea)
Lineage: Eukaryota; Viridiplantae; Streptophyta; Magnoliopsida; Fabales; Fabaceae
Product: G-type lectin S-receptor-like serine/threonine-protein kinase At4g03230
Biological process (GO): protein phosphorylation
Cellular component (GO): plasma membrane
Molecular function (GO): ATP binding; protein serine/threonine kinase activity
Source: RefSeq, a predicted model, not a curated record
AUGAAUCCAAAAAUUUCAGAUUUUGGAAUGGCUAGAAUUUGUAGCCAACAAGACUCUAUAUCAAAUACGAACAGGGUUGUUGGAACAUAUGGUUAUAUGUCUCCGGAAUACGCCAUGGAAGGAGUGUUUUCUACAAAGUCUGAUGUAUAUAGCUUUGGAGUGUUGUUGCUUGAAAUAGUAUGGGAAUUAUGGAAAGAAGAAAAGUGUUUUGAAUCAGUGGAUCCAUCAUUAGAGGAGGUAUUUGAUUAUGAUGAAGUGCAGAGGUGUAUUCGUGUUGGUCUCAUAUGUGUUGAACAUUAUGCAAAUGAUAGACCUACAAUGUCUGAAGUUAUAUCAAUGUUGACAAAUAAGAGUGAAAAAGUGUCUUCACCUAAAAGACCAGCAUUCUAUGUUCAAAGAGAGAUGUUUAACAAGAAUUUGUCGUCUACAGAGUUGUGUACUACUUCUACGAUGGAAAUUACCACUUCGUCGGAAAUAGGAUGA